AAAAUAAAAAAGAUAAAGAGAAGAAAUAACAAAAUUCUCAAUUUCUUUCAAACUGAAACCUUUCCCCUUUUUCUCUUUUUAUCAUCAUUUUCCAUUUCUUCACUCCAUGGUUUCUUUCUUUCCUUUCCCAAGGUAGAUGCUAAAACUAUCGAACCCCAAGAAGUAGUUGAGCUGAAUGGCAACAACUAGAUCAAAAGAAAGCGGUGGUUUGGGGAAGGAGAGAAGGAUCACACCUCCAAGUUCUGUCACCAUUCCUAACAAUACUCCAACUAAAAGAACUCCAAAAUCAUCUCCUAGAGGUUUUAUCUCUUCCACUGAUCCAAAAGUUCCUUCUUUUUCUUCUUCUUCUCCUUCUCCUUCCUCUGCUCCUACUUCUCUUUCUAUUCUUCCCGAAAAACCCGUCCCAAAUUAUCUCAAAUCAACAGCCAGCUCCCGCAAUGACCAUAACUUCAAGCCAAUAACCAGGAGUAAGUCUGGCCCUGCACCUAUACCUGAGGGCAAACCUAGUUUGAAUAGAAGAAGAUCUUUUGACAAACCUCCCCCGACCGCACCACGUUUGGAGAAGCCGUUUCGUUCGCCUGGACCGAGGAAUAGGGCUACGCAUGUUCCUGUCCGGUCUUCCUCUUUUGGGGCUAAACCUUCCACCAGCACCACUAUAAUUGGCCAUUCUACAAAGCCUGGUUUUUUGGAGAGAUCAUCUUCUAAAAUUUCUAAGGUGGGAGGGAAACCACAACCACCAAUUCAGAGUUUAAAAACUAGUAGUAGUCAUGUAAAGAAAAGCUUGAGGAGAGAAUCUAGCAAUGUUGCUGCUUCUGCUUCUGCUUCUGCUUCAGCUGAAAUAGUUCCGAAGACUAAGAAUGCUGUUGAACAUGUAGAUCAGAGUCCUUCUUUCGUUCUCGGUGUUAAUGAGGAGGAUUUGAAAAAGAUCGAGUGCGAACUCGAUCCGUAUCUUCCUGAUCCAAUGCCUGAAUUGGACAAACAAGUUAGAAUUGAUCAGGUGGAAAAGAAGGCAGCUUUGGAUAAAGAUGAGACUGACACAGAGAUCUUGAAAGUAGUAGUUACUAAUAAAGAGGUGGAAGAAAAAGAAACUCCAGGGACAGCUGAGACUGAAAUUUCAUUAGCGAAUCGAGAACAAAACGAAGGGGAAGAAGAAGAACCAAAAGAAGAGGACAAACCAAAGAGAAUUGGAGUGGAAAAAGAGGAGGUUCUUGCAUUAGAGGAAAGCAUAAACAACAAGAAUGAUCAAGAGAAGAGUGAGACAGAUUCUGUUUUAGAUGGGGAGAGUUGCAAGGAAGAAAAUGAUCAAAACAGUACACCAAAAGCAGCAGAGACAACAGAGAAAGAAGCCGAAUCGACUGAGAAAACGGCGAAACCACGACAAGGAGCACCAGGAAGAAAAGAAUCACCAGCAGUGUACAAUCAUGUAAUAGAGGAGACAGCAAGUAAGCUUUUGGAAAAGAGGAAGAACAAGGUAAGAGCAUUGGCUGGGGCAUUUCAGACAGUCAUUGAUUAUGAAUCUUCAUCUAAAUGAAUGAUUCAUAAAAUGCCCCCAAUUGAUUUCACAUUCUCCAUUGAUUAAUUUAACUUACCCAAAAAAAGAAAAAAAAUAAGAACAGAAAGGAAACUCAUUCUGGAAUUUUUAACGGUAUAAGUUCAUUUAUACACAAAAAUAUGUAGGGUUGAGGUUUUUGUUCUUCUUGGUGGUGGGGUUUUUCUUAAUCCUUCUUUCUUUUUCUGAAUUUCUUGUCUUACAUGUAUAAUAAAAUGACACAAUUUGGGAGAGAAGAUUGUAUAAGUUUGUUGUUGAUUGUUUGUUUCAUUUUUCUUCGAUAAUGGAUACUUAAUUAAAUAUUUGAUGUCA
Molecule: messenger RNA, 1861 nt
Organism: Cucumis melo (muskmelon)
Lineage: Eukaryota; Viridiplantae; Streptophyta; Magnoliopsida; Cucurbitales; Cucurbitaceae
Exons: 2
Coding region: 176-1531 (451 amino acids)
Molecular function (GO): calmodulin binding
Source: RefSeq, a predicted model, not a curated record